Molecule: messenger RNA, 242 nt
Organism: Sphaeroforma arctica JP610
Lineage: Eukaryota; Ichthyosporea; Ichthyophonida
Exons: 1
Coding region: 21-242 (73 amino acids)
Source: RefSeq, a predicted model, not a curated record
AGCAGGCAAUAUUGGAAAUAAUGUACGAAUACUUAGACCAGUCCGUGCUGAUCGAGUUGUACCCACUUCUGCCAAAUGACCCAGGGGUACUGGAUGUGGAGCGAGUGUUGUUGGAAAACUUUGGCGCACCGUCGUAUCUGUUUGUACCGUUGUACGUGGUCGAUUUGCAUGCGAAAGCCACAGACAUGAGUGACAAUGUGACAGCGGCAGCAUGGAGCCGAGCGGUAAUGAUAAUGAGUUAG